Prunus armeniaca (apricot) is the source of this 1281-nucleotide messenger RNA. The record is from the annotation of a GenBank genome assembly. Lineage: Eukaryota; Viridiplantae; Streptophyta; Magnoliopsida; Rosales; Rosaceae.
AUGGGUAAGGAUCAAGAAACCAAGGAUGGAGACAAGUCCAACUCUUCCAGUCCUUUUUUCAUUCACCAUUCUGACCAUCCAGGCAUGGUCAUCACUUCCAAACCUCUCAAUGGGAACAACUAUGCAACUUGGUGCCGCUCCAUUAGUAUCUCUCUUAGUGCCAAGAACAAGUUCGGUUUUGUCGAUGGUACCGUUAAGAUGCCAUCGGCAAAGACUCAUCAUGAUGACUUUUCUCUUUGGAAACGUUGCAACGACAUGGGAAAGAUUUUCCCAAAGCAACGCCCCCAGAAUUUUUCAGAUUCAACGGGACCUCUCUUCGCUCACUCAAGACUAGCUGUCUAUUGCGGCAAAUUGAAAGCACUAUGGGACGAGUUAGCAUCUUACAGCGACCUUCCAUCUUGCACUUACGGCGCCAUGAAGAAACAUGUCGAACGAGAGGAGCAGAAUGCGCUGAUGCAAUUCCUUAUGGGAUUGAAAGAAUCUGUUAGCGCCGUGCGUGGUCAAAUCCUGCUUAUGCAGCCCCUGCCUUCCAUGCUCAAAGCUUAUUCCUUGAUCUGUCAAGAGGAGAAACAACGAGAGUUGGGUUCUUCUUCUUUACCUAUCGAGCAUGCAGCCAUGACGGUACGCCAAGAUCAGAAAACUUCUAAUCCAGGGAGGAAGCCGUUGCACUGUACAUACUGUGAUGUAGAUCAUCACACUAAGGAGAUUGAGACCGCCAUGCCUAAUCUGUCUGCAAGACAGUCCCAACAAGUUUAUGCCAUGCUGAACACCAAUCAUGCUGAGCAGCACAAUCCUCAAGUCCAUGACACUAAUUCCACCUCAGAUUGGGCAGGUUGCCCAACCACUCGUAGGUCCACAACUAGGUAUUGUGUGUUUUUUGGUAGCUCAUUGAUUUCUUGGAGAACGAGGAGACAGAAAACCGUAUCUCUUUCUUCCGCAGAAGCCGAAUACAGAGCCAUGGCCGGAGCAUGCUGCGAGCUCUCUUGGCUACGAAGUCUCUUGCGAGAUUUGCAGCUACCACAUCCUGAACCAGCCCUGCUGCAUUGCGACAAUCGUGUUGCAUUACAUAUAGCAGCCAAUCUGGUCUUCCAUGAGAGAACAAGACACAUUGAAAUGGACUGCCACUUCAUUAGAGACAAGAUAAAAGACGGAUUGAUCAUUACAAGGCAUGUCACAUCUUCACAACAGAUUGCUGACGUGUUUACCAAACCCUUGGGUAAAGAUGCGUUCUCAAUCAUGUUGCACAAGUUGGGAGUUCUUGACAUCCACUCUCCAACUUGA